Messenger RNA from Pungitius pungitius (ninespine stickleback), 1430 nucleotides. RefSeq lists its product as uncharacterized. The record is from RefSeq and is a predicted model, not a curated record. The transcript has 6 exons. Bases 252 to 1073 code for a protein of 273 amino acids. NCBI's taxonomy places the organism in Eukaryota, Metazoa, Chordata, Actinopteri, Perciformes, Gasterosteidae.
CCCACGCGACUCAGUGACUGGACCCGCCGGGCUGCGAGGAGACGCGUCCCGCUGCGCUCCCGUCCGGACUGAACUCUGAACUAAAAACCUACACGGAGACGUCUCGCGAUGCCGCGGCCGCCGCUCUGUGAAGGAGUUUGAAAACCCGCGCGCUCAAACAUCUGCUCCCGGGGCGACUCGCGAGCACCGCGCACCUUGACCUCCCCCUGCGGGGAAGCCGAGUGGACGAAAGCGCGUCGCGAGCAGGUGUCAUGGUUCUGCAGCGUUUCCUGUGUUGGAAAGCGGCCCUGCUGAUUCUCUCGUUGCUCCGUGGGCUCCCGUGCAUGUCUGUGCAAAUCCUCAACGAGGAGCCCGUGCACGUGAUGCCAGACUCCAGUCUGGUGCUGAGGGCCCGGAUCGAGCACGGGCCCCUGGAGGAGGUCUCCGCGGUGACGUGGGAGCGGGAGCCCGAAAGCGGCAUCGGCCACGACAGGGUGACGCUGGCCCGCUGCCCCGCGGGAGGCCCCGAGUGCGCCGGCACGAGGCCCAACGUGCACGUCAACGUGGACCCGCGGGAGACGACGCUCCGGAUGGACGGGUACAGCGGGGCGGAGAGCGGCGUGUACGCCGUGACCGUGACGGACCACAAGGGCGCCGAGACCACGGCGCACUGCGUCGUCCGCAGCUACGAGGCGGUGCACCACGUGUCGGUCAGCAUCAACGUGUCUCACGCCUCGCUGAUCUGCGGCGAGGCCUGGGGCACGGAGCCCCGCUUCAGCUGGUUCCACGAGAGGGUCGCCAUCACCGAUACCGUGGGGAGGGUCUCCGGAGACGGAACCACCUUGUUUGUGACCCGGACGCCCUUCUGCGGCCAUUUCACCUGCGUGGUCAGCAACAAGCUGGGCCACAGCACCGCCACCUACACCGCAGCGCCUUGCAAGACAGAGGGCACGGGGACAACAGCGGCUGUCCUGUGUCCCGUCCUCCUCCUCCUGCUGCUGUUUGGAGGGGGGCUGGCGUUCCUGCUCUGGAGGCGACACAGGCACAGAAGCAGAGGAGAGAGGCUGCGGGAUCAUUUGGACGACACCAUCUAACAAAACAAACCAAAGAUCCCCCCAGAAACAGGCCUGAGAUACAGGAAAGCAGCUGAAUGAAAUGAAUUGUGAGGCUGGAACUUCAUGUCCUGCUGAGCAGUAUGACCUUACACUGUACUGGAACAAUGUGCCGAGUGAACUGCUCGCUCGCAAGUGGAAGAAAAUCUAAAAGUGGAAAUGUAGCUUGAAGUGCCAGCAAUAUAUUUACACUGCCUCCUGACACUGUAUGUUUAAUGAAGUAAUCAGGUUCGUAAGCUUGUAUUAAAAUGUCAAUUGAUGCCUUCACAAUAAACUCCAUCUACAGAAUGUGAUGAAUCUCAGUGAUGUGAAAUCGAUCGGAAUAAAAAAAGAAUUGAU